AUGCCGUCGUUGACAUUAGGCCAAGCGCAAAUCCAGGCUUUCCAGUUGAACAAGCGACGAAAACUCGUUCCUACGAUUGAUCCUGACAUGAUCGAGCCACUUAACCGCUUUUCGGAUAUGCUCGCUGAUAUGAACAGCGAUGAUCCUGUCAUUCGAUGCUGUGCGGCCGCGCAGCUUACAGUGUUAUCUCCUUUAAUGCAACAACUCGCCUUUGCAAAGAACGCCGCCAGCGUCCAUUAUGCUGCAAGGGAUAUGGAUCACAGUUGUCUCCGGUUCCUGUUCUGA
Messenger RNA from Penicillium psychrosexuale, 285 nucleotides. RefSeq lists its product as uncharacterized. The record is from RefSeq and is a predicted model, not a curated record. The transcript has a single exon. Bases 1 to 285 code for a protein of 94 amino acids. NCBI's taxonomy places the organism in Eukaryota, Fungi, Ascomycota, Eurotiomycetes, Eurotiales, Aspergillaceae.